AUGGAACUAUCAGCCAACGAGGUGUUGGUCAUAGAAGACGGUCUGGUUUCUGAAUCCAGCGACAUUGCGGGUGCCGAUGUUGAACUGGAUGCAGACGGACAGUUUCUGAUGCCCGGCUUUAUAGAUGCACAUGUGCACUUCCGUUUAGCGACGCUGAAUUUUGCAAAACUGUCUCAGUGGACGGAAGUUCAGUUCGGCAUUGCGAUGGCGAAACUGAGUCGGGAAACACUCGCCCGCGGGUUUACAACUGUUCGAGAUCUCGGCGGCGAUGUCAUCGGGUUAAAACGAGCAAUUCGAGCCGGCAUGGCCCAGGGACCAGACAUUGUUCAAGCCAAUCUGAUGAUUACCCAGACCGGUGGUCAUGGUGACGUUGAAUCAGGGGUUUUGCCCGUUCCCGAUUGCGCCUGUCAAAUGCGUCAUAGUGCUUUUGGCAUCGUGGCGGACGGACCGGAUGCGGUGCGCAAGGCGGCUCGCCAUGUUUUAAGAGCGGGUGCGGACUUUCUCAAAAUUCACGUGUCCGGCGGCGUUGCCACACCCAUGGAUCCCCUGGACUGUACCCAAUACACCGCAGGCGAAAUACAGGCGGCUGUCGCCGAGGCGAACAACAGAAAAACCUAUGUUGCGGCGCACGCCUAUACACCGGAGGCGAUUCAACUGGCGGUUCGCAAUGGGGUUAAAUGUAUUGAACAUGGCAAUCUCAUAGAUGAAGAAACCGCUGAGGUUAUGGUGGAACAUGAUGCAUGGCUGGUGCCAACCUUAGUGACCUACUUGGGUAUGGCUUCAGAAGGUCGAAAGCUGGGAUUCCCUGAGCGUAACCUGGUCAAGAAUGAAGCGGUAUUAGCAUCUGGCAUUGAGUCUUUAGCCAUUGCGGACAAGGCUGGGGUCAAAAUGGGUUGGGGUACCGACUUGAUCGGCGAAAUCCAGUCAAUGCAACGACAGGAGUUUGCCGUUAGGUCAAAGGCACAAUCUGCCAAAUCAAUUCUUCACGCCAUGUAUGUGAUGAACCCGAUCAUUCUGCAUAAGGCCGACAGCAUCGGGCGGCUCAGACCGGGUAUGGUGGGCGAUGUGGUUUUCACCACAAUAAACCCGUUGGAGAAUAUCGCAGGCUUAGCCAAUGAUGAUGCGGCGUGGUUUUUUUCCAUCCUGUUUUUUGCGGCAAGCGUCGGUGGACGCAUUUGGGCAGAACGGCGGCAUCCAGGGCUGAUGGCUGAGCGAACCCACUCCCUCGAAGCAUCGGAUGUCAAAGCAUGGGAUAAAAUCCUUGCCCCACUUAUGGCAUUGAGCAUUUCCUUCCCGCUGGUGAUUGUGGCGGGGCUGGAUCACCGUUUUGGAUGGUCCUCUGUGUUCCCCAUAUGGUUAAACAUCACGGGUAUUCUGUUGAUCGCAGUUGGCUACGCGUUCGGUGUGUGGGCGUUGGCGGAGAACCGCUACUUCUCCAGCAUGGUGCGCAUCCAAACCGAUCGCGGACAUGUGGUGUGUGACAGCGGCCCGUACAGAGUCGUCCGGCACCCGGGUUAUGCUGGAAACCUUCUGGCAAUACUGGGCAUUGUGCUGGCCUUAGACUCUACGUGGACACUCAUACCAGUGGGGUUCGCGCUGGUUGUCACUGUAAUCAGAACCGCCUUGGAAGAUCGCACUCUCCAGGACGAACUGCCUGGAUAUCGGGAGUACACCAGCCACGUAAGUUAUCGGUUGUUCCCUGGCGUUUACUGA
Molecule: messenger RNA, 1713 nt
Organism: Symbiodinium pilosum
Lineage: Eukaryota; Dinophyceae; Suessiales; Symbiodiniaceae
Source: the annotation of a GenBank genome assembly